Molecule: messenger RNA, 549 nt
Organism: Thelazia callipaeda (thelaziosis nematode)
Lineage: Eukaryota; Metazoa; Nematoda; Chromadorea; Rhabditida; Thelaziidae
Source: the annotation of a GenBank genome assembly
AUGGCUCAAGCACCUCCUUCACCGUGGUCAAGAUGGGAUGCUCCUGGAUAUCAAUAUGUGUCUAAUCAAACUGAAGCUCCAUAUGCUAUACAUCAUGAUACUGGUUUCGAAGAUCCUUCUUCACAAACUUCCAGUGCAGUGCUGCCGAGAUUAGGAGCUAGUAGGCUUAUAGAACAGAGGAGAUUCCCAGAUGAUGAGGACUUUGUUGAAUGCGUAUAUGGAGUAGAAAAGUCAGUAGUUCGUUACAUAGAACGGUGCUUAGCCAAAGAUGGGUGUUGUGAAACUACGUGUUGUAAAAAUCGUUGGGAAGAAGGAUAUAAUUGGGCAGUUGCGCUGCUCAUUAUAUUUUGUGUACUCGUAAUUCUUGCACUGUUUAUUACAUUGUUUUGCUGGCUGUAUAAUCGAGCUAAAGAUAAGCAUCAGAAACGUCUGAUCAAUGAAUCAAUGGGAGGAUUAAGUCCAGCCAUUUCAAAGGCUAAUAUGGCUGCAGUCGAAAAUCGAAAUGAAAGCGGCUACUAUCCAUUUGUUGGUGGGCCUUAUCAGUAUUGA